Molecule: messenger RNA, 8121 nt
Organism: Mustela erminea (ermine)
Lineage: Eukaryota; Metazoa; Chordata; Mammalia; Carnivora; Mustelidae
Gene: JPH3
Product: junctophilin 3
Exons: 5
Coding region: 476-2737 (753 amino acids)
Biological process (GO): regulation of synaptic plasticity
Cellular component (GO): junctional membrane complex; endoplasmic reticulum membrane; plasma membrane
Source: RefSeq, a predicted model, not a curated record
GCUGCGCCCCGGGCCUGAGCCGCCCGCCGUCCCCGCCCCGGCCUGCGCGGCCAAGCCCGGCGGGCUCGCCUCCGAGGGGCACUUGCCGCUGAGGUGGAGCGUUUGCACCAGACGCUCCUGCUCCUGCCCCCUCCCUCCCCCCCCCCUCCCCUCCCCCUCCCUCCUCCCCUCCGGUCCUGUCUCCAGCGGGAGCGCGAGACGCUGGUCAGGCUCCGCGGCGCAGCUCGGGAACGAAUAAUCGCCCCCGGCUGACUUGGAUUCCGCCGGAGCCGGCGCCGCGGCCGCCGCCGCCCGGGACCCGCUCGCCGUGGUUUUCGCUUUCUCCAUUCUUCCUUAAAAAAAAAAAAAAAAAAAAAAAGGCAAAACCAAACCAGCCGGCCAGCCAACCAAGAACCCGGUUUGUUGAUCGCCUUGGUUUUUUUUUUUUUUUUUUUUUUUUUCACCGUUUGCGGGAUUUGCAGACCGAGUUACAUGCAUGUCCAGUGGGGGUAGGUUUAAUUUUGACGACGGAGGGUCCUACUGUGGAGGCUGGGAGGACGGCAAGGCGCACGGCCAUGGCGUCUGCACCGGCCCCAAGGGCCAGGGCGAAUACACCGGCUCGUGGAGCCACGGCUUCGAGGUGCUGGGCGUCUACACCUGGCCCAGCGGCAACACGUACCAGGGCACUUGGGCGCAGGGCAAGCGCCACGGCAUCGGCCUGGAGAGCAAGGGGAAGUGGGUGUACAAGGGCGAGUGGACGCACGGAUUUAAGGGGCGCUACGGGGUGCGGGAGUGCACGGGCAACGGGGCCAAGUACGAAGGCACCUGGAGCAACGGGCUGCAGGACGGCUACGGCACGGAGACCUACUCCGAUGGAGGGACCUACCAGGGCCAGUGGGUCGGUGGCAUGCGCCAAGGCUACGGGGUGCGGCAGAGUGUCCCCUACGGCAUGGCGGCGGUCAUCCGCUCGCCCCUGAGGACGUCCAUCAACUCUCUGCGCAGCGAGCACACCAACGGCGCAGCGCUGCACCCCGACGCCUCCCCGGCAGUGGCCGGCAGCCCGGCCGUGUCCCGAGGGGGCUUCGUGCUGGUGGCCCACAGCGACUCCGACAUCCUCAAGAGCAAGAAGAAGGGGCUGUUCCGGCGCUCGCUGCUGAGCGGGUUGAAGCUGCGCAAGUCCGAGUCCAAGAGCAGCUUGGCCAGCCAGCGCAGCAAGCAGAGCUCGUUCCGCAGCGAGGCCGGCAUGAGCACGGUCAGCUCCACGGCCAGCGACGUCCACUCCACCAUCAGCCUGGGCGAGGCCGAGGCCGAGCUGGCCGCCAUCGAGGACGACAUCGACGCCACCACCACCGAGACCUACGUGGGUGAGUGGAAAAGCGACAAGCGCUCGGGCUUCGGCGUCAGCCAGCGCUCCGACGGGCUCCGGUACGAGGGCGAGUGGGCCGGCAACCGGCGGCACGGCUACGGCUGCAUGACCUUCCCCGACGGCACCAAGGAGGAGGGCAAGUACAAGCAGAACGUGCUCGUCAGCGGCAAGCGCAAGAACCUCAUCCCGCUGCGCGCCAGCAAGAUCCGCGAGAAGGUGGACCGCGCCGUGGAGGCCGCCGAGCGGGCCGCCACCAUCGCCAAGCAGAAGGCGGAGAUCGCGGCCUCCAGGACUUCCCACUCCCGGGCCAAGGCUGAGGCGGCCCUCACCGCAGCACAGAAGGCCCAGGAGGAGGCGCGCGUCGCCAGAAUCACUGCCAGAGAGUUCUCGCCCUCCUUCCGGCCCCGGGAAAACGGGCUCGAGUACCAGCGGCCGAAGCACCCAAUUUCCAGCAGUGACAUCGAGGUGGCCUCCACGGGGACGCCCCUGCAGCAGGAGAGCCCCGAGCUGUACCGCAAAGGCACCACCCCCUCGGACCUGACCCCCGACGACAGCCCCCUGCAGAGCUUCCCCGCCAGCCCCACGGCCACCCCGCCCCCGGCCCCUGCCUCACGGAACAAGGUUGCCCACUUCUCCCGGCAGGUCUCGGUGGACGAGGAGCGAGACGGGGACAUCCAGAUGCUCCUGGAGGGCCGGGGCGGGGACUACGCCCGCAACAGCUGGGGCGAGGAGGCCGGCGGCUCCAGGGGCAUCCGCGGCAGCGCCCUCCGGAGCGGCCAGCCCGCGGACGACAUCCGCUGCCGGGGCUCGGGCCACAAGCAGCCCGGCAACCCCAAGUGCCGGGAGCGACGGACGGAGUCACCCCCGACGUUCUCCUGGACUUCGCACCACCGGGCCAGCAACCCCGGCUCUGGGGGCGCCAAGCUGCUGGAGCUGGAUGAGGAGAAGCUGAGCAACUACGAGAUGGAGAUGAAGCCGCUGCUGAGGGUGGACGCGCACGCGCAGGAGGCCCACCCCCAGAAGAGACGCUACAGCAAGGGGGCGGCCUGCCGGGGCCUGGGGGAGGACCACCGUGCCGACGACCGGGGCUUCGGGGCACAGAGACUGCGGUCCAAGUCCCAGAACAAGGACAGUGCCCGGCCGGCGCCCUGCGCGGAGCCCGCGGUGCAGAGGCUGGAGAGCCUGCGGCUGGGGGACCGCGCUGAGCCCCGGCUGCUGCGCUGGGACUUGGCCUUCUCCCCGCCUCAGAAGUCCUCACCGGUGGCGCUGGAGUCGGACGAGGAGAACGGGGACGAGCUCAAGGCCGGCACGGGCUCCGCCCCCAUCCUCGUGGCCAUGGUGAUCUUGCUCAACAUCGGAGUCGCCAUUUUGUUUAUUAACUUUUUCAUCUGACGGGAUGUCACGUUAGCAAAGACAACAGUUCGUGUACAAAGGGACGUGACCCACGACAACCGGGAAGGAUCGCGACUCGGACGGCCCGACCACACCUUCUGAGUCUUUUCGCAGAACACGACUGGGUAUUACUCACAGUUUGCCUUUUUUUCUGGGUAAUGUUUUUUGGAUUUUAGCCAAAAUUCUUUGCUUGUAUAACACGAUGCUGUGUGGCAUGGCAGAAGGAGGCCAGCACCCCGACCCUCCAGCUUGGUGUGGAAAGAAAGGGAUCCCAGCAAACCAGUGGCCACAAACUAAGACGGCCACCGUCCCGCCGCCGUCACAUCCCGCCGGGACGGGAAAAGGAGGCAGCCGGACGAAGACGCCUGCGCGUCCAGCUGUGCCCGGCAGAUCGGGAAGCAGCUGCUGCGAGGCUGCGUGCGGGAAGCCUGCUACCUCUGCUUUUCCUCCGCGUCCUGGAAGAGCAAGCGAGUGACCCGGGUGGGCGCGCGGCGGGGAAGAGGGCGCGCCGACCCCCCACCCCGGCAGCAGCGGGGCCUCGGUCGGAAUCUGUGCUGUGUACCUGAGCAAGCGGGGACCUGCCGCCCCUUCCCAUCCCCACCCCUGCCCUCUGCUUCCUCUGGCCUUCACGGCGAGGCCAGCUGCCCACCAAGUCUGAAAGCAAAGUCCUAAAACUCCUGCCUCCGACCUGCCCCACCCCACCCCCGCCCCGACCCCCAGGAAGCAGGGUUGCGGAGGAGCCAGAGGGCAGGGAGCGCUGUGGGCUCACGGAGUGUGGCAUCUGUACACGUGGCGUGCAGAAAGUGUGCCCAGGCCCCUUGUCCCCCUCAGACGUCAUGGCAGUGACGCCAUCCUUUCUCGCGGUCACUAAGCACACGGGUUCUCACGUCUCUGUCCUGUGCCGGCCGCCACUCCGCACCCCCAGAUGUGCACACUCCUUCCAGAGGCCGGAUUCAUGCUCUGGAGCUGGUGUGGUCCCAGGACAGGAAUGUGGGCGAAACCCAGUGGCUUAAAAUUCCUGAGCAGUGGUGGCCCGUCCCCUCCCCGUCCCAACACCACGUUAACUGGUUUCAGUCAGUUCUGCCUUCUCGACCGGCAUCGCUCCGUCCUCCAAAUGAAAGAACAAGGUUCCGGAAGGUUUGGGCGCCCUGUGGUCCUAGCGCCGGAGCCAGCCCCGGCCCGUGGGUAUGGACGUGUCUGUGGGGCACGGCCACGUCCAUACGCAGGCCACCGCGCUCCCGCAUGGGACGGUCCUGACCGUGAGCUUCCACAGCCGUCCUGGACACAGCCCGGCUAUGGACUCUGCCUUGCUUUGCUUAUGUCUAGCUGUUUCUCUGCUACCUUUCGAGCAGAUUUCUUUACUACACUGCACUGGAUUGCUAUAUUUUUAACCAGAAAUAAACUCAAGAUUAGAGCAUGUUCCAGUUAAACCCAGCAUCGUUUGUUCCGUCCCACAUCCAUGCCCCCUUCCCCUCACCUUGUUUAGUCGGGGGGUCUUUCCUGGGGGCCCGGGGCAGAGGAGAGUGAGGAUCCGUUAAGAAAUACGCGGCUGCUGACGUCGCUUCCUAACGGGAAAUGACAUCUUUUUGCACAUCUUACCUUCCGUGCUUUCUGCUCAGACCCGAGGUGGACCAGAGACUCCGGCUCCUGGCGGCUCAGAGCCCUCCGUGCUGGGACGUGGGUCUGAGAGUUCUGUCUCUGCCUCUUGGCAAAGACUUCCAUACAUUCCGGGGACAGCAGGACACAAAACGGGGCCUGGAGCGGCAGGUUACACGCACACGCACGCACGCACAUGCACGCGCGCUGGCCUGGGAGGAGCAGAGAAGCGCAAGCCGCCGCCCCGUGACGGCAGGAGUGAUGUCAUGACGAGGAGCUCGUGUCCCAGCACACACCGGCCCCGUGACCCCAGCCGUGACCCCACACGGCCCAGCCUUCCCUGCACACCCAGGGGGCUCCCCGUGGGUUCCACCCCAGCCAUGAUGUCCUGGGGCUGAGGGAAUCCAGAAGCUGCUUCUUCCCUGGCUUCCCAACCGAUUAGGACCAGGCAGCUUGGCAGUCCCGAGAGCUGCUGCUCGCCGGGCUGGCUUCUCCUCCCGGCCCAGAGCCUCCGGCUCCCCCAGCAGGUGCCGGUCCUCCCCGGGGCCAGGGAAGCUCCCCAGCUUCUCUCCCGUACGCUCCCGGAGGACGCGCACGCAGAGCUAGACCGGGCCCCACGGGCCCGUUGGGAAAGCACAGGCGAGCAGGUCAGGGCCGGCCCCCCGUAGCUCGAAGCGCCGACACGUUUUAAUUACUCCCAGAGCAACCUGGCGAGAGUCCUUUUCUCCCGUGACAACGUCUUCCACACUCUAGAUGUGAAAGCCGGAGGCAGAGAAACUGAGCGACCGGAGCCCCCGAGCCCAGGCCCAUGGGGGGGUGGGGCAAACAGGUCCCCGGUCCAUGCCCAGCUCCUGCCGCCGCCCCCUCCCCGGCUGGGAAACCUGCACCCACAGCUCACCCCAAAAGACCCGGGAAGCACACUGCCCUCCGGGUCCGCAGGCGCACUCGUCUGCGCGCACAAAGCACCUGCGGCGUUACCAGACGCCCGAGGAAACUUACAAGGCGGCUGUGCUUUCCGAACCCUGCUCAGUGCCAGUGACGUGCUUGGAACAAUGUCAAGCACGCGGAAAGUCACCCACAUGUCUAAGCUUCCCAACCGUUAGCACACGGGAUUCCAAAGACACAAAGCAGGGAAGCAGCACAGGAGCCUAAGUGACCGGCAGGGAGGGGACGGCGGUGGGGGGAACUUCCGGUAGCCACAGAAGGACAAUACCCGUUGCCAAAAUCGCUGUCCCCAGAAGUCCACCAUCACAGUUACGGCCGACAAGCUCGCGUCUGUCGAAAUGACUGCAAGGGCUGUGUGCACACACACAACUGUAGGGUAAUGGCUCCCUGCCACCUGACCAACCCAGACUCCCCGGCAACGCAGGAAGAACACGGGCAGGUCCCCGCAGCCCACAGCCACCCCUCGGGAACCGCGUCUGGUGCCCACACCAAGAGGGGUCGCAGAGGGCAGCCCCACAUCCUGGUCCUAAAGGUGCUCCCUUUCCCUUUCAAGAGAAUCCCUAUUUGGACAACCCAUUAAGUGGGGACAAUCCUCCCCGCUUUAAGCCAAGGGACGUCACCGAAAGCCCCAGAGCAGGGACGAGACGCUACAUACAGCCGGACGCAGACGAACAUCUGGGCACUGAAGCAAAGUGGUUUCUUGCAUGUUUCAGUUCAGGUGUUUUGACCACCUUUUCUCAUCCCCCUCCUGAUUCAGCACCAGUGUUGGGGUCCCCCUUGAGGCAGUCUCACUUGCACCCACGGGGGGACACGCUUCGGACGCCCGCGGUGCCUUCCUCCAGGAGCAGGGGCUCGCUGGAGGGCGCAGAAAGACACGGCUCACGGUCGAGGAGCGCCAGCCUCGGCGCGGAUGAAGCUGACUUUCCUCGACUCCUGCAGGUCUUGUCUUCCGGUUUUUCUUGCCUUCGGUCUCAGAAACUUAUCAUAAAGGUGCCUACUAGAUUUUCAGCCUCUAGUCCACAGCCGCACGUGCUGUCGGGCCCCCCACUCCACAGCCAGCACUGAGGAGCACGGACGUUUCGCGUUUCCGUGGUGUCCUGCCUCGGACAGGACUUGCCCAGGUCAGUCCAGCACAAACGAGAAGCAACAAGACCAGAAUCCCAGAUGAGAAAUAGGAGUAGGGGUGAUGGGCUCUCGGCAAACAAGGGGUCUUGUUAGUUUCCCCCUGCCCGGGCCCGGCCACGUGUCCCACGCUACUGCCAGCAACGACUCGGAGCGUGACCUGCCCCUGAGACCCGUUCCCAAGAAGUGUCGCUCACAGCCUUAAGAGCAUCAGGAAAAAGUGCAGCUACCUGAGCUCCAAAACGGAAGAACGGCGCUGCAUUUUUCCAGUCCAAAAGCUCUGGGAGCCAAGGGUCGCAGGCACUGAAAGCGUCUGAGGAAGGUUGGGGGGGGCGGCGCUGGGCACCUCAAAAAGCAACAGACAGAAGACACCAGCUCGCGUGCCCCUGGACGCGGAAGACCCCCAAGGACGGCUGCGCCUUCUCCCCAAGAGCACCCACCAAGGAGAAAGGGUGCCUCUGCAUGAAACCCCAACACGGAGGUGCCUGAGAUACAAAAGGGCAAACGCGUCAUCGCAGCUUGUUCCUCGGCCUCCAAGAAGCAGGCGGCCCAGCCGCGAGCAGCCCAGGACCCGUCGGGGUGUGCGGCCGAGACCCCAGGCUUCGGGGACGGCCGGGAAGACGGAGAGCAGCACACUCACACCUACCUCACUUCGGUCUGCGCCCGCCGUCCCCCCCCCCACCGCACCCCCGGCACACAGCUCACUGCUGCGUCUGCGCGCGCCCGCCCCGGCUGGGCCGCCACUGCGCGGGGACACAGGGACGGAGCAGCCUGAACCCACGAAGGGCAGGAGGCCCCAAGGGGUGGCGGGACAGGUGCUGGCGGGGCCCCUGCCCCGGUGGUCCCUCGCACGCCUGCUACCAAGAUAAGAGAUGAGCAGGCUGCAGCGCCCCAGUCCCUUAAGAUGAGAGUCACCGACAAGUCACAGAGGAAGGGCUUUCCACCACGAGGCCAACCGCGAGGCCAAGAGCACGAAGGGCGUCUCCCUCCCUGACACCGUCAGGCGCGGGGCAGCCCACACCACGCAGCCCAGUGCUCCUCAGCCAGCGGCACCCACGCCACCCGCCUGCGAAGGGCAGGAGAGCAGUCGGGGGGAGGGCUGCCCUCCAGUCACCCGGCGGGGCUUCCCCAAGGGGCGGGGUUCGGGGAGAAGACGGGUCUGGGCGCAGGCGGCGGGCAUCCGCGGCUCAUGCGUGGCCGGGGUCCCCCUGACUGCAGGGCCGACCCCGACAGCCGGACUCGGCUCACCUGCACCGCCCACCGCGCCCAGAGAAACGAGGCCCGCCGCAGCCCAGCAGUCCCAGCGGCCCUCACCGCGUGGGGGAGCGGCGCGUGCGCACCCGCCCUCCCUGACAGAGAUGCCUUCCCGUGAAUUCGAACCGCAGUCGGUCUCGGUCUGCAUCUCCCUUUCCCACGCUUCCCCCCGGUGCAUGUGACCGUUACUACCGUGCGAUCGUUUGUGCAUUGACAAAAAGGGAAUGUCGACUGUGUUUUUGAUUUUUCUGACCGAUGAAGCAGCUAAGUAUGUUACCUCGCUAUUUUACCUUUUAGCCGGAAAAUAGCUUCGUCACUCACAAAGUGAAAAUUAAGACCUUCUCCUUCAUGAAUGUAACACUCGACGUCAUACCGUUAUUAUGUAUCUCGCUCUCUGAGAGCAAGGGACACUGUCAAGAUUUACAGCACUUUUGCUCCUUUUAGUAAUAAACGUCAUCAUGUGAAAA